Aspergillus glaucus CBS 516.65 is the source of this 750-nucleotide messenger RNA. RefSeq lists its product as uncharacterized. Lineage: Eukaryota; Fungi; Ascomycota; Eurotiomycetes; Eurotiales; Aspergillaceae. The transcript is spliced from 3 exons. The coding region runs from base 1 to 750 and encodes 249 amino acids. The record is from RefSeq and is a predicted model, not a curated record.
AUGACGGAGGAUAUGACUACGUCUGAAAUUAUCCCUGUGAACAAUGCCCUCUUUGACCUCCGGAUCAAAAUCGAAAAGCUAUCCAAGACUGCACAUGCCCUGCGCGCUGGAGAAGAGGACAUACUACGUCUCAUGCUGAAGGGGGUUAUGUCGGAGGAAAUGAUUGAGGACGUGAUUUGGAGGGUUUUCACUGUGGCUGUCCCUAGUACGGAUGUUGACCACUUCGAACGACAUAGCGUUUUGAUUAUAUUCUCUACGACUAUCCUCUACUACUCGCAAUCCCCUCGAUCCACUCAAAACCAUCAAACGACCGCUACGAUGUAUCAACCACUCCAGAAUCUCGUCUCAUGGGCGACCAGCGAACGCGGCAUCUACAUCCUUCGCAGAACCGGUCUAGCAAUUCAAGCCGUCUGUGUCGUCAGUGUCGUCAGGACGCUCUGGGCCUACUACAGUACAGACAAGGAACUCGAACAGGCUCGGAAGAAGGCCAACGAUACCAAAGAAGGUCUUGAACGACUUCUUAUUGCGACGACCUUCCUUCUGAAACUCGAGAAAGCCCUACAUCGCCGUCAGGAGGAGGUUUUGAAGAAGGCGUUGCAGAGCACGGGUGUUUUGCCGGAGACGGUGGUUGAUGAUGCGGUUGACAAGUUAUUUACGGUGGUUCUUCCUACUGCGGAUAUCAAGGAGUUUCCGGACCUGUUUCACGACAUUAUUGAGGGUGAGGAGGCGGAUCUGGGUUCGGACCCUUGA